Messenger RNA from Geodia barretti, 1302 nucleotides. The record is from the annotation of a GenBank genome assembly. NCBI's taxonomy places the organism in Eukaryota, Metazoa, Porifera, Demospongiae, Tetractinellida, Geodiidae.
AAGCAGCAUCUUUUCGCCGGAGGUGAUCGACGACAUCCACAUCAAGGCGGAGCUCGGCCGCUACCGGAUGCGCGGCUUCUCGCUCUUCAAGAACAUCCCGACCUUCGACGAUCUGACCUUCCUGCCGGGCACGCUCACGCGCUUCGUCAUCGAGGGCUACCGCGAGAAGUGCACAACCACGACGGUGAUCGGGCCCGAGGCCAAGCGCCCGCUGGUGCUCGACAUCCCGGUCUAUAUCACCGGCAUGAGCUUCGGCGCGCUCUCUAUGAGGCCAAGACCGCGCUCGCCCGCGGCGCCACCAUGGCCGGCACCGCCACAUGCUCCGGCGAGGGCGGCAUGAUCCCGGACGAGCGCCGCUAUUCCGAGAAGUGGCUCUACCAGUGCAUCCAGUCCCGCUACGGCUUCAACCCCCACCAUCUGAGGCUCGCGGAUGCGUGCGAGUUCUUCAUCGGCCAGGGCUGCAAGGUGGGGCUCGGCGGCCAUCUGAUGGGGCAGAAGGUCACCGACCAGGUGGCGGAGAUGCGCUCGCUGCCGGCCGGCAUCGACCAGCGCUCGCCGGCGCGCCAUCCCGACUGGCUGGGGCCGGACGACCUCUCGCUCAAGAUCAACGAGAUCCGCGAAGCAACCAACAGCGAGAUUCCGAUCCAGCUCAAGCUCGGCGCGGCCCGCGUCUAUGACGACGUGCGCAUGGCGAUCAAGACCGGCCCGGACAGCAUCUACAUCGACGGGAUGGAGGGCUCGACCGGCGCCGGCCCGCAUCUCGCCACCGAGGAGACCGGCGUGCCCGGCAUCGCGGCGAUCCGCCAGGCGCGCAAGGCGCUGGACGACCUCGGCGCCACCGGAAGCAUCAGCCUCGUCUACGCCGGCGGCGUGCGCAACGGCGGCGACAUCGCCAAGGCGCUCGCGCUGGGUGCCGACGCGGUCGCCAUCGGCCACUCGGUGAUGAUGGCUCUCAACUGCAACAAGGACAUCCCGGAGGCCGACUACGAGACCGAGAUCGGGGUCGAAGCCGGCUAUUGCUACCACUGCCACACCGGGCGCUGCCCCGUGGGCGUCGCCACCCAGGACCCGGAGCUGCGCAAGAGGCUCGACCCGGACGAGGCGGCGGAGCGUGUCUACAACUUCCUCCACACGCUGACGCUGGAGUGCCAGAUGAUGGCGCGCGCCUGCGGCAAGACCGAUGUCCACAGCCUGGAGCCGGAGGACCUGGCCGCGCUCACCAUGGAGGCCUCGGCCAUGGCCCAGGUGCCGCUCGCGGGCUCCCAGCACACCGUCGGCCGCCCCGACAUGAACCGCUACUAG